This is a messenger RNA of Prunus mume (Japanese apricot), 1947 nucleotides long. NCBI's taxonomy places the organism in Eukaryota, Viridiplantae, Streptophyta, Magnoliopsida, Rosales, Rosaceae. The record is from RefSeq and is a predicted model, not a curated record.
AUCUUUUUCCGUCAUGACCCUUGACUAUUCUUCACAUAAGUCUAAGUCUGCCUUAGUCUCCUCCUCCUUUAUAUGCAUGAUAUUAUCUCUUCACUAUUUCUAGCAACUCAUGCUUAAACAAAGGCAUGGCUACCUUUUCUUUCUUUGCUUCACUUUUGAUCUCAAUACUUUUAGUACAUUUGUGUUUGUACCAUGAGGUUGAAAGUGUUCAUGAUCAAUUGAUCAGCACACAUAGAGAAGCCUUGGAAAUCAUUAUAGGUGGAGGAGGUGUAAGUUCUCCUCCUCCCCCUUCUCCUGAAUAUGAAAAUUGCCCUCCUCCUCCCCCGCCUCCAUGCCCUCCGCUACCAUCACCGCUACCUCCACAACCAACACCGUCACCAUCACCGCCACCUCCAACACCAUCACCACCUCCACCACCGUCGCCACCGUCGCCACCGUCACCACCUCCACCACACUCAGCACCUCCACCACCGUCACCACCUCCAUCACCAAAACCAAAGCCUCCACCACCGCCACCACCACCACCGUCACCACCUCCAUCACCAAAACCAAAGCCUCCAUCACCGUCACCACCUCCAUCACCAAAACCACCACCACGAACACCUGCCCCAGGCAAGUUUGAGAGCGAGCGAAUUAAACUUGCCUACUAUGUGUUUAAAAAUUUCAGACCCUUAAUCAAGGAUGACCCGAAAAACUACAAAAAGUCAUGGCGGGGCCGUGAUGUUUGCAAGUACAAGGGCGUUGUCUGCGCUAUUCAUCCUGACUACAAGCAGAGAGCAGUUGCUGGUUUAGACAUCAAUGGCGCUCUGUUUGGCGGUUAUAAUGCUAAACUCCCCCUGGAUGGCUUCCUUGACAAAUUAGAGGACUUGGCUUUCUUCCAUGCAAACUCCAACAAUUUCACAGGCUUUGUCCCAAAAGACGUUUACAAACUAAAAUUCUUCUACGAGCUUGACCUCAGCAACAACAAGCUAAUCGGAGGCUUCCCUAAUGAAGUUCUUGCGGCCACAAAUUUGACAUUUUUGGACCUCCGGUUCAACUCCUUCGCAGGUUCAGUCACACCGGAAGUCUUCAAACUAGAUGUUGAUGUGCUCUUCCUCAACAACAACAAUUUCAAUCAGAAGAUUCCUGACAAUCUUGGUUCCUCACCAGCACAUUACUUCACUUUUGCUAACAACAAGUUCACUGGUCCAAUCCCAAGAAGCAUUGGCCAAGCAUGCAAAACCCUUUUUGAGGUUCUCUUCCUUGGGAACAGCCUUACAGGGUGCCUGCCGUAUGAAAUUGGGUACUUAAACCAGGCCACGGUGUUCGAUGUGAGCUCCAACUUCUUAACAGGCCCAAUACCACACUCAUUCAGCUGCUUGGCCAAGAUUGAUUAUCUAAACUUGGCCAACAACAGCUUCUAUGGACCAGUGCCAGAGCAGGUCUGCACCUUGUCUAAUCUGAGGAACUUCUACUUGGCCAACAACUAUUUCACAGAGGUCGGGCCAGAGUGCCGGAAAUUGAUCAAGAAGAAGGUUCUUGAUGUUAGGCAGAAUUGCAUUUUGGGCCAACCAAACCAGAAAACAAAGGCUCAAUGUACUGCCUUCUUCUCCAAGCCUAGAAAGUGCCCCAACGAGAAGGAAAUGACCUACGUGCCUUGUAAAAGACACUUGGGUUCAAAUGAGAAGAAGCCUGAGCAUCAGAAACAAGCUUCUGCCCCAUUGUCUUAUGGCAGUCUUGUGCCACACAGGCUUUGACUGAUUUCAUGCUGGAAUUGGGCUUGUGGAAGAUGAUGAGCUAGAUGGGUCCUUUGUUAAUUUAUGCAUAUAUAUAUAUAUAUACACAUAUAUAUUUGUAUAUUUUCUUUUUUAAUGAUUUUAUGGAGCAAUGUAAUAACCUGCGCUGCUUUAUAACCCUAAUUUAAGCAUGCAAGUUUAUAGAAUAAUGAGGUUACUACUUGUUCUGAUA